CUUCAGUUCCUUUUUCCCGAGAAAGACCAGAAAGGAAAAGAAAAGAAACGAAGACAAAUUAAACAUCUGGUUUUUCCGGGAAAUAGCUGUUUUUUCACGUUUAUCUCUUCUGUUGAAUCCCCCCAUCUCAUCCUCUUAGAAAAUCCUUUAUCUCUGUUUUAUGGGGUUGGAGCUGAAGACAACAUUUGCCUUUGUUAUGUGCUGAUUUUUCCCCAAAAUCACUUUUCCUGCUGUUCCAUGCAACAUUUUGACUGCCAUUUCUGUUUCUGACCUUGUAAAUAAACGGGAAGAUGAAUUGCUUUCAAUGUUGCAUGUCCGAGGAGAAGGUCAAUAGGAAGUCUUUGAAAAAGAGCAUUAAGGAGUAUAAUGACACCAAAACUUUAGCCUCUUUUGCCAACAUUUCCUUCAAAUCUGAUAGCAGCAGGCGAAGGUACAUAACUGAGGAGAUAAAGAAGUUAGGAAAAGGAAACAUCUCAGCCCAAAUUUUUACGUUUCGUGAGCUAUGUGUCGCGACGAAUAACUUCAACCACGAAAAUCUGUUGGGAGAAGGUGGUUUUGGAAGGGUUUACAAAGGCGUCAUUGAGGCCACGAAACAAGUAACGGCCGUGAAGCAACUCGACCGAAAUGGGUUUCAAGGAAACAGAGAAUUCCUUGUAGAGGUUUUGAUGUUGAGCCUACUUCACCAUCCCAAUCUUGUUAAUUUGGUUGGAUAUUGUGCUGAUGGGGACCAGAGGAUUUUGGUUUAUGAGUUCAUGGCCAAAGGUUCCUUGGAGGAUCAUCUUCUUGAUAUAGCUUCAGAUAAACCGCCUCUGGACUGGAAGACAAGGAUGAAAAUCGCCGAAGGAGCAGCAAAAGGACUGGAAUACUUGCAUGAAACCGCCAAUCCUCCCGUGAUAUACCGUGAUUUCAAAGCUUCAAACAUAUUGUUGGAUGAGGAGUUCAAUCCAAAGCUCUCUGAUUUUGGUCUUGCAAAGUUAGGUCCCACUGGGGAUAAAUCUCAUGUUUCCACUAGAGUGAUGGGAACCUAUGGUUACUGUGCUCCUGAAUAUGCCCUUACAGGACAGUUGACGACGAAAUCAGAUGUCUACAGUUUCGGUGUCGUGUUUCUGGAGAUAAUCACUGGAAGAAGAGUUAUAGACAAUGCAAGACCAACAGCAGAACAGAAUCUAAUUACUUGGGCACAGCCACUAUUCAAAGACAGAAGGAAAUUUACACUAAUGGCAGAUCCAAAGCUAGAAGGAGAUUACCCAGUGAAGGCUCUGUAUCAAGCUCUGGCAGUGGCAGCCAUGUGUUUACAAGAGGAAGCAAAUACUCGGCCAUUGAUCAGCGACGUGGUUACGGCUCUUGAAUAUUUAGCCGCAAACAAGGAUGUUGAUGCAGACGUAGAUGGCGAAUCAGAUUCGGGAUCCGUGUCAGGAUCGGAAUUGGGAUCAGGUUCAGCUUCUCCUGAUAGAAGUAGUAAUAAUGGAGAUAAAAAUGUUGAUGUGGAGGGUGAUGGGAGGUGAUUUGGAAAUUUGACUAAACAGAUAAAAAGAGACAUUGUGCAGCUCCUGAAAAUUGUAAAUGGGGAAAGCUUGGCUCCCCUUUUCCUUCAUUCUUUGUAAUAUUUCCAAUAUGACAAGGCCAUUUUAAGGAUAUUGGAGUAAAUGUGCAAAAUGAAGUUGUAAUAAGUGAGAUGACGUAAAUAUUCUUUGCA
Molecule: messenger RNA, 1696 nt
Organism: Momordica charantia (bitter melon)
Lineage: Eukaryota; Viridiplantae; Streptophyta; Magnoliopsida; Cucurbitales; Cucurbitaceae
Product: putative serine/threonine-protein kinase PBL23
Biological process (GO): protein phosphorylation
Molecular function (GO): protein kinase activity; ATP binding
Source: RefSeq, a predicted model, not a curated record